GAUCCUGGUAGGAAUUUACAAACAGUGUUGGUGUAUUUUUGACAAAUUGUGGAAAACAGUUAAUUCGAUUGCAGGCAAGGUUAACUCUUACCUGCCACGUACGCUAGCAUAAUGAAUUGAAGCAAGAGCUAGCAUUUGUGAACCCAAAGCUAAGGGAAAAAGAGAAAACAGGGUCGUUCUAUAUAUAUGUUUAUACACACACGCGCGUGUGUGAAAGACACAGAAGGAGAUAUCUGUAGAGACAGAGAUCGGAAAGAAUAAGAGAGAAUGGCCAUGAAAAGCAAAGUGCUAGUAGUAGGGGAUGGGUACUUGGGAAAGAGGCUAGUUAAAGCAAGUUUAGCUCAAGGUCAUGAAACUUACGUGCUCCACAGGGAGGAGAUAGGUGUUGACAUUGACAAGGUGCAGAUGCUCUUGUCAUUCAAGCAGCAAGGAGCUCGUCUUGUGCCUGCCUCGUUCAGCGACCAUCGAAGCCUCGUCAAUGCUGUGAAAUUAGUAGAUGUAGUUAUUUGUGCGAUAUCGGGUGUUCAUAUCCGUAGCCACCAAAUCCUGCUUCAACUCAAGCUUGUUGAUGCCAUCAAAGAGGCUGGGAAUGUUAAGAGAUUCCUGCCAUCUGAAUUUGGCACUGAUCCUGCAAGAAUGGAGAAUGCCAUGGAACCUGGAAGGGUGACAUUCGAUGACAAAAUGGUGGUGAGGAGAGCAAUCCAAGAAGCGGGCAUUCCUUUCACGUAUAUUUCGGCAAAUUGCUUCGCCGGUUACUUCCUCGGCGGUCUUUGCCAACCCGGUUACAUCCUUCCUUCCAGGGAUCAUGUCCGCUUCUUGGGAGAUGGCAAUCAAAAGGCAAUUUACGUGGACGAAGAGGAUAUAGCAACGUAUACCAUCAAAACCAUUGAUGACCCUCGGGCUCUGAACAAAACGGUGUACAUAAGGCCGCCCAAGAACAUCUUAUCUCAGAGAGAAGUCGUCCAGAUAUGGGAGAAACUGAUAGGGAAAGAGCUGCUUAAGUCUUCAAUUUCCAAAGAAGAGUUUCUCUCUUCUAUGAAAGAACAAAAUUUGGCAGAGCAAGUUGGAUUAACACAUUACUAUCACGUAUGUUAUGAGGGAUGCCUUGCAAAUUUUGAAAUAGGUGAUGGAGGAGAGGAAGCUUCUAAGCUGUAUCCGGAAGUGAAGUAUACCUCGGUCGAGGACUACAUGAAGCGUUAUUUAUAAGUAAAAUAAUUAAUAUAGCCAUAUUGAUUUUGGCUUUCUCAUGAACGGGGUUGAGAGAAUUUCAAUGUCUUACCACCCCCAAAAAAAAUAAAAUAAAUACAAAAUUUGGUGUUUGAAUUUGUGAAUUUUGUAUUUAUUUGUAGUUGUUAUAUAUGUAAUUUUAUAUUC
This is a messenger RNA of Theobroma umbraticum, 1374 nucleotides long. RefSeq names its product bifunctional pinoresinol-lariciresinol reductase 2-like. The record is from RefSeq and is a predicted model, not a curated record. Gene Ontology annotation, molecular function: oxidoreductase activity. Lineage: Eukaryota; Viridiplantae; Streptophyta; Magnoliopsida; Malvales; Malvaceae.